Messenger RNA from Amphibalanus amphitrite, 1067 nucleotides. RefSeq lists its product as uncharacterized. The record is from RefSeq and is a predicted model, not a curated record. The transcript has 4 exons. Bases 183 to 662 code for a protein of 159 amino acids. Lineage: Eukaryota; Metazoa; Arthropoda; Thecostraca; Balanomorpha; Balanidae.
CUGAUCGGGCAGGGGCUGUGUGCCCGGGUGUGUGCCCGGGAGAGGCGCCGUGCGACGCACGGUGAGCGUAGUCGGGCCCGCAGGCCAGGACCGACGGUAUUUAACCCUCGCUCCGCCUACGAGAGGGUUCAGUGCCCGGCCGAGUUACCGCAGGAUACGUCGGAUCAUCCCUGCUCACAAAGAUGUGGUCUCGCGCUCUUUCAGCGCUCACGCUGGUUUUGCUGACUCUGGCCAUCAGUUGCUUGCUGGGCACCACAGAUGCGCGUCUGGAGCCGACCGGCCGGGUGCUGGUGCAGCACCGCACCGAGACCAUCACCGAGCUGACGUCGACCGUCACCACCAAGUUGUACACCUGCAUCACCGGGUUCGCCACCUCGCCGCCGGCCUGCUCGGGUCGCCGGCGCCGGCGCCGUAGCCAGCCCAAGGGCCACGGGGCGCCCGAGCACCUUCCAUCCGCCGCAGCUCGGUCGGUGACGGCGCUGGAGUCGUCGCUGUCUCACACUCCGGUCAAGAAGGGCCGCUUCCUCUACACGUACAUGAAGAGGGUGACGACGACGGUGGUCACCACGGACACGUCGUACAUCAGCUCCGCCACGGUUAUGAUCGCGCUCGAGUGCACAGUGGACGGCGCGAACCUCAUCAACAUGCCCAACUGCCCCUAAUAGACCGGCGCGACUCUCAUCUGAGGAACGACACCGUACACAAAUCAUUUGAAGAAGAUGAUAAACGAGUGUAUUAUAAGAACUGAUUUACUUAACAAUUGUUUCUGCUCUCCAGCGCUCUGGCAAAAGAUCAUACGAGCAUUUUGGUUGGGAUUGUUUAAAGAUUUUACGUCGAAAGUCGAAAGUUGCAGGCACUGUGGACAUAAAAUACAGAAACGAGAGGAGGCCUGAUAUCCAUGCCGCAAAAAGUGUGACAGACUGCGUGUGAGAAAAUAUCAUGAUAGCAGGUAUGCGUUAUUAUUUGAACUGGGCUCUGUUCUUUGUUUGCCCUUAGUGUGGUGGCGACGUGGGAGCUUUUGAGUGGAUGAAUUAUUGAUGAAUUUUGCAAUACAUAGAUGAACAUUG